UGGAUUAGAAGCGAAAGUUAAUUAACAAGAGUUAAUUUCUUUUAUGUUUUAAUUAUUAUUUUUAUUUUCUUUUUCUCAUCGCAGAUUUAAUUCAACAAUUAGUCGAACAAGAAAUGGAAUCGAUUUUGGAUUUGUCUUUUCUUCCUUGGAAUUUACCAAAAGAAAACAUUUCACUGGCUUAGGCUUUUGGAGACAAUGAGUUGAUUUAUGUAUAGAAAACUUGAUUUAACUGUUUUAAAUUAAGAUCUUUCUUUAUGAUUACUUUACCGUUACCUGGACGUCAUUUGGAUAUUGUUGGUAUUUUAAUUUACAUACAUGGAGAGACAAAGACGAAUUACCUGAUUAGAGUGAUAACUUGACCAUUGGAGCAAUGAAAAAAUUAACGUAAUUGUUUGGUGUUCACUGGGUUAGGGUUUUUGGUAAACACAAUCAAAAAGGAUGGACUUAUAUUCAGAUGGACCAGAUUAUCUCCCCUGAUUGUCAUGUUUAUAACCGAUUUAAUUCUGUUGUUCUUUUCAUGGCUCCUUGAUCAUUGUAACAUUUACUUAUCAGUUGAUCUGCUGUUACCAAGGUAAAAAAUUUGGAUGGUACAAUGUAUACACAUGGACAAAUGGGCUAAUCAAAAUGAUUUGUUACUAAUCAAUACAAUUAGUUUUGAUCAAUGCAAGAGCCAAAAAAUGAAAAGACAACAGAAAUUACUCAACUUGGAAAGAUGGAUAAAUCAGAAUUAACAAUAUUUAAUAGUGAGCAAACUAAAUCAACGGUCAACAAUCAACUUGCAUUUUAAAUUUUGCAUCAAAUUAUUUAAUUGUUUUAUUUUUCUUCUUCUUAAUAGUCAACUAAAUCAUGGUUUCACUCGUUAAUCCAAUCAACUUUUCAAUCAAAAGUUAUAUCUUAUCAACUCUAAACUUGACAAUUAUAUUUUGGCUUAUUGGUCUUUCAAAAAUUGGUUAUAUUAGUAGCGAAACCACAAUUAAAAAAGAGAUUACAAUUGAUUUAAAUGAUAAACAAUUUAAUCCAUCCCUGCCUAUUUUUAAUCCAUCAACAAUAUUGGAACAAUUAAAAUUGAAUCUGUCAACAUCAAUUAAAUAUCAACUUAAACACUCAACUGAAGGAGGAAAACAAAUAUUUACAAUUAAUCAAACUACUGGUUCCUUGUUUAUUAAAUCAUUUGAUUAUCUUGAUGAUAAAUCAAAUGAAAGUUUAACAAUUGUCCGUGAGGUUAAUAAUCAACUAAACGACGUGAUACUAUUGACAAUUAAAUUUUCUAAUGGUCAAAACAAUCAAUUGGCCAAGAAAAAGAAUGGAUCAAAUGAUGAUGAAGCUAAUCGUGAUGAAUCAAUGAUACGUGUUAAAAGAGCUCCACCUCGUAAAUCCAAUAAAGAACCAGUUGAACAAAAGUUACUAUUUAAUUUACAAAUGGUUAAAGGUGAUUCGGAUAAUUGUAAACCUGGUGAUUCACUUAAUUAUUUGGUUACUAUUAAUUUGCCCAAAGGAAAGGAAAACGAUUUAUAUAUUGAACUAUUUACCCGAAAACCAACUAAUCCAAAUCAUGUUCCAAUCUUAUCGCUGUAUAAUGUUACCAUGUUUCAUGAUAAGAAGAUAGUUUUACCAAAAUCAGCGACUGAACCUCAGUAUCAUCUAAGUAAAACAAAUGCUAAUGUUUAUGAUCGGGUGAUAAUCAACUUGGAUGGAAUUGAAAAUUCUGGACAUAAUGGUAACUCGUUGACCAUUCAAUUCUCAGCUGUUAUGUUUUACAAUGAAGAUGUUAAACCAGGAUCGAAACAUUUGGUCUCUGUGGGCGCUGAAUUUCAGGGUAAUCGAUUUGUUUGGGUGGGACAAGAUCAGGUUACUUAUGAUAGAGUCAAAACUGAUCCAAUUAUAUCUGGUACUUUAACGGGACCCGAAGAGUUGACCCUUGGUAGUGCAGCGAUAUAUUCAUUUCGUACAAAAAUGGCAUUUCGAUCUGAUAUAUUAACUGUAGAGGCCACAGUUCCGAACACGAAAUGGGCACCAGAUAAUAAAGUGUCUUUGGGUCAAAUUGGACUUGGAUCUAUGGGCUUCAACUGGGCAGCACUUCCCAAAGAUUUUAAUCACUAUGAAGUUGAGCGUAGCUUGGCCACAUCUAGAGCCUCAUAUUAUCGGUCACUUAUUAAACUGGGCACCAUCACCUCGAUAGCUGCCACCGCUGGUAACCUAGAGAAAAACACUGACGAUGAUUCAAAUUUGUUUGAAUUUAAGAUUCCUGUUUAUGGAUUAAAUUAUGAGGCCAAUAAUGGUUCCAAUGCUAAUUUAACAUUAAGACUCGUUUUCGGUGCUAAGGUCCGUUUUAGCCAAACAAUUGGCAUCAAAUUAAUAUCUUCAAAUGUUUCAUCAACAAUGACCUCGCAAGUGAAAUCAUGGUCACCCGUAACUGGACUGACUGGUGAUUAUUCACCGAAAUCUGUGAAUCCCGGUGAUUUGACCUCCGUCUUGUUAAAUGUCACUCUUGGUUCAACUGGUACUCUAACUGACCUUGAGGUUGUCCUUAAAGACGCUGGUCCAGGAUUAUCAGUUGACUCUUGUGGGGCAAGACUUUUACCUGGACAGUCAAGCCCUAAUAUCCCUUAUCUGAAUUCAUCAUGGUUUCCACCUAAAAAUUCAGGUUCAAAACAAACUUUUAUCUUUGAAAAAAUUAAUGUUGUCUCACUUUAUCCAACUCUAAUCAACAAUAAUAUUGAAAUUGAAUUGGCCUUGAAAAUUAAUUCAGAUGAAUCAAUCGCCGGAGCUUUAAUCUCCCUUGAUGUUUAUCCUUCCGGUCAAUCCUACACUUCUGGUCAGUAUUAUGAAGCAAAUGUCACCAUAACUCCGGGUAAACCGGACGAAGGUGGGCUACUUAAGACAAGCUUUGAUAAGGUGGUCCCAUGGAAAGAGAUUCAUAGUGAGGGUGGAAUAGCCUUUGAAACUGAAUUGAUUUUACCACCGACAGCAAAUUAUUCAAAUGUUGAUCUGAAAACGGAAGUGGACUCACCUGAUUCGGCUCUUGAAAUUUGUCGGGUCACUUUGACCUCCAUUGGUAACAGUUUACCCUGCACAAAAGCAUUAGAACCCGUUAUUUCAUCUCAUGUAUCAACUUUAUCUGGAAACUUGACCCAAGAUGCAAUCAUUUCGUUUGGCGAUGUUUGUUCAAAACCCGCUCAGACCAAAGCAGCUAUAACCGCGACCAAAGAUCGAACCAUAAGCACUUUCAUCGCAAUUAAGGGUACUAAUGGUAUCGAAUCUUCAUCUAAUCGUACCCUUGAAGUUACAUGGACUGGUGAUCCUAUAAGUGGACCUUGGAGUCAAAAGAUGACCAUUCCAAUUGUCAUCGGUGCAGAAAUACCAACAGUUGCCUCAAAAUUGCCCAAAGUUUUAGUCACAAAAACAACACCCGGAUCAGUUGGAGUGGGUCAACCAACCACUGGGUCGAUCAUGAUGUUACUAGCAACACAGUCGACAAUUGAUUAUACAGUUGAAGUUUUUCCAACCCAAUCUGAUUCAAAUUCAUCGAUAUGUUCAAUUUGGAUCAAAUCGGUUGGUCAUAAUAUGCCCUGUUUCGAUGCGUCCCCAACAACUGUCCUUGAGAGUAAAAAGCUAGGCCACAACACGAAAGGUACACUUCACCUUGGUGUCAUCUCGAAUCUUGGGCCACUUAGGGAAACCUUACCCGCUGAAGAAGAAGAAGAAGCGGAUAAAAUUCGAUUAAUGACCAUGGUCACUUUAUCUCCAACCGCAACUUCAGAUGAAAGAUUCGAUGUCGUUAUCAAGUCAGGUAAACAUUCUGAACGAUCUGCGUUCAUUGUUCCCAUUAAUCGAUUCCCAAAACCUCUUAAAACAAAAACCGAUGACUUUGAGAUAAUCGAUGGCACCAAAGAUCCAUUGCAAGUUCCCAUCGGUGGUCCAGCAGCAGUUCGUAUGCGUGUUAUGGUCAAACCCAAUUCGAUGGCUCAACCAGCUCUCAUCUUUCCAACUUCAAAUUUUUACAACAUCACCGAUUUCGAGAUUUCUUGGAUUGGUUCCAAUUAUCCGUGUUAUUCACCUUUCUCAGCAUCCAAAGACAUUUCCAAAGGUAUAUUCGCCUUAGGAGUCAUUGCAAAUUCAAAUUUAAAUAAAAGUUCACAUGCUAAUUGGAUCGAGGUAACAGCGGCACUUCAAGUAUCACCAAGCGUUAAAUCAAGUCAAUCCAUCAAAUUUGAAGCGAUUCUUGAAAUACCUGGAACGGAAUUCCGAGAUAGAUAUGAUUCAAAAUUGAUUGCUGUCAAAAAUGUUGAUACAAUUGCUCCAAAAACGGUUUGGAUUAAUGAAAGCACCAUUGAAGAGCACUUGGCCGUUCGAGAGACACGUUGGAUAAAGUUCAACGUAACUACGGAACCUGAUUGGAGAUCACGAUUUACCAUUGAUGCAUCGGGUGAAAUCAUUGAAGGUCGUCCUGUUAUUUCAGUUCGAGGAAUCCGAGUUUCCCGAUUAGGUCGUAACUUACCCACUGGCCUACCAGCGACACUUAACGUGACCCUUGAUUCAGUCGAAAAUCGAGUAACUGGAAUUUUUGAUUACACGGCAAACUUUGGAUUCUCCCAUAAAGUUAAUGCCACUCUCGAUGGCGAUGAUAACAUUGAAGUUCAAGUUCUAAUACAAAUGAUGAGCCAUUCGAUAGCAUUUAACGGCGAUGAGGUUCGUCGAAAUCGAGUCUCUUUACGAUUCAUGGUUGAAACAACGGAUGGCCUUCAAGUUCUAGCUCAAGGUGAUCGAUUUGUAAAGGUCAUACCUGGAACAUCAUCAGUCCCACUUAUGAACAUUAAAACGGGCCUAUCAGCGUCUCGAAAUACUUAUGGACGCGGUGAACAAGUUUCUAUUCGAGUCUCAUUGUCUCACACCGAUGUUUCUAAAGGUGAACCUUUGGACAGUUCAGUUCGAGUUUAUUUACCAAAUUAUCUUGAAUUUAAAUCGUUGAUUGCUUCCUCUCGACCAGUUACAAUUAAUCAACCAAUCAACUUGACCUAUUUUGAUGUUAAGGUUCCCGUUGUCUUAUUCUGGGAAACCGUUGAUAUUGAUUUAAGUUUAAUCGUUGAUCCUAACAAGUUAAUUGGUUAUGGGCGAGGUGAUAUACCAACAACAAUCUUAAUCACAAUGUAUCAUCAAGGAACCAAAUUAAUCUCUAAAUUUAAACACAUUUCAUUCACAUACAAAUCAGAAGAUUGUUUCAGUCAAAUUGAAUUAAAUGAUUGUCAAAUUGUUUCAUCGACUGCUCUUAAUUCAACUUUUGGACCAACAUUAUCAAGAUUAUCGAUUUCACAUUCUGCUUGGAUACCGUCACCGGCCUCAAGCUAUGACCACGAUUUUAUUGAAUACGAUUUACUUGGGCGAACACGAAUUACAGGAAUUCAAUUAUCUUAUCCAAUGAUUAAUCAGCAGAUUUUCUCAAGAAAAUUAACUUCAUUUCAUCUUGAAAUUUCCGAUGAUUCGAUAAUGUGGUUUAAAGCAACAUCCAAGUUAAAUGUGACCAAUGUCCAGCAAAGUGUUAAUGGACUUUACGAGAUUCGUAUCGGUGGUAAUAUUGAGACUCGAUACUUAAGGUUCAUCAUUGAUUCACUUGAAAAUAGUUUAACGGCUAAUCAUUUACUCGCAAUUAAAAUUGGAUUAUUGGGCUGCCGACUUCCGGGUCCAGUUGAUGUUUGUAAUAAAGCCAAUCCAAAAUGGACUUGGUUUGAUGAUGAUAAUAAACAUCCGGUCAAGCAAUUUGUUUAUGCUGUUGACCAUUACACUUUAUAUGGCUGCCAUUUCCGUAAUGACCCAAAUUACACUGAGUGUUUCCGAAGUAAAAAUGGCGGUGGCUCUUGGACGAAAUUACCUUCAUAUGUCCACUCAUUGGUUGGCUAUGAGACAUUAACUGGACGUGUUAUCGCAAUCGAUUCAUCUUCGCCCGUUAAAGGUUCAGGUCAAGAUGGACUUGGUGUGGGUGGUAAACUCAUCUAUACUCGAGAUGGCAUUAAAUGGUCACCAAUGUCAAGGAAAGAGUCAACAUCAUUAUUAAUCGGAUCAUCGCCAGAAUCACUUGUACCAUUCAAAGUUAUUGGUCAGUCUUGGGAUAAAUUUACAUUUACCUCAGUUGAUAUUAAACAUUCAGGUCACACUAAACUCCAAUGGACCUCUUCAUGCCAUUGACAUUUUUACCUUAACUAAUACACUUUUUCCUGUGUUUCCAACCAAGUCAACAAUUUAUUGAUCACUGAGAUUGAGUCAAGAGACAAAACCAACAAGAAAAUAUAAUAUUUUCCUCUCUUUUCUGUCACAAAUAUCAUUUUCCUCCUCUCAUCUCUAUCAUCAAGCUACAAUUUUCAUCCUUCUCAUCAUCAAUCUCAACCCUUAGCCCAAUAUCAAUGUUUUAUCAUCGUCAUAAUCAACUAAAUCAUUCAAGUCCUUUAAUGAAUACACAACUAUAAAUGAUGACGACGAAAAAAAAAUCCUAACAACUAAUUAACAUUCAACUAAUCAAAAUCAACAUAAUAUUUUCCCUCUAUGUUAAAAGUUGACUCUUUUUGUUGGACAAAAAAACAGAAAAAUUAAAAAAGAGAUACAAUUUAUUCAACUAA
Molecule: messenger RNA, 6608 nt
Organism: Panonychus citri (citrus red mite)
Lineage: Eukaryota; Metazoa; Arthropoda; Arachnida; Trombidiformes; Tetranychidae
Source: RefSeq, a predicted model, not a curated record